Messenger RNA from Vespa mandarinia (Asian giant hornet), 2949 nucleotides. Its product is annotated as small ribosomal subunit protein uS9m-like. Gene Ontology annotation, biological process: translation. Gene Ontology annotation, molecular function: structural constituent of ribosome; RNA binding. Gene Ontology annotation, cellular component: mitochondrial small ribosomal subunit; ribosome. The record is from RefSeq and is a predicted model, not a curated record. NCBI's taxonomy places the organism in Eukaryota, Metazoa, Arthropoda, Insecta, Hymenoptera, Vespidae.
UUAACGUUUUGGUGAAAUCGAAGAAACGAAGAUGGAUAGUCUAAAGCCACCAAGUUCGAUAAACAACAACAACAAUAACAGCAAUAAUAAUAACAAUAAUAAUAACAACAACAACGAAGGAAGACGAAGACUUUAUUCUAUGUCUUGCUUGAACGAUCGUCCCAACGGUGGAGAUCCAUUAUCCGUGAGAUUGGCUUCAACUUAUAGGUCAGCAAGAUAUGGACACGUUAACGAUUAUUGUCCUGAACAGAUAGUUGUAGUCGAAAAGGACUUAACAGCUAAUUCAACGAAUAAACACGAAGAGAUCGACGCGGGCGAUCCACCACCAGUCGAUGAAUCUCUUUUCUUCGAUAAUUUUGAAGCACUGAGAAAUGCGUUACGAGUAGACGGUAGCAAUAUAAGGUCAGUCUUCUGGUCUAUGCUCAAUGUUACCGAGAUCAAAUUAUUAUUGGAAAUGGAAAAGAAUUGUAUCGUGCCAUCGGAAAUCUCAUUGAAUGAACAUUUGAAGAAUCUUUCUUAUAUUUGGGCAUGUCAUCGUGGCCUAUCUCAUCUUUUACCUAAACUCGAAGAAUUGGGAGCCGAUAUUAAUUAUAUCGAACCGUGCACUGGUAUGAAUGCUAUUCUAACAGCAUCCUUGAGUGGAAAUGUGUCAUGUUUGGAACAUCUUAUAAGAAAAGGUGUCGAUGUUAAUUGUGAAAAUCCAACGAAUCAUUACACGUCCCUUCACUUUGCGGCUUCAGGAAAAUCGAGAGAAACGACCGUUCUACUUUUGGACAGCGGCGCCAAGUUGAAUACUUGUGCUUAUGAGGAAAUAGUCGAACCGGUACUUCACUGUGCCAUUCGAGCAAAUGCGUUAGAUGUGGUGAAGGUACUCUUGGAACGGGGCGCUAGCGUUGUCGAAAAGAAUCAUCUUGGAGAGACACCCCUUCAUGUUGCUUGUUUCGUCCAAUCAAUACCCUGUGUCGAAUUAUUGCUAACUGUACCAGGUAGUAACAUUAAUGCUGUAGAUCGUACGCAUAGGACCCCAUUACAUUUUGCCGUUAUGAGUACAGAUUCUUCGGCAGUGUUGGUUGAACUUUUAUUAAAGCAUGGUGCCUUAGUCAAUGCGGCAGAUCGAACGGGCUUCACACCUCUUCAUAUAGCUGCUUUGAACGAACAGUCCCAUUGCGUGGAUACUUUGAUUUGGGCCGGAGCUGACGUCAGUGCUACAACAAGUGCAGGCUUAUCAGCUUUAAACAUCAUAUUAAGAAAAAUACCAGAAUCUUUGGAAGUCUUUCGGGAAAGACUCGAUGCCUCUAUCAGGCUUAGACGGCCUGUACCACAUAACAGAGAAUUCGAAAUGAGAUUACACUUUGACCUACUAUUUCCUAGCAACAAUCAAUGCGAAACCAGUUUCAUCAAUACUUUCGUACAAGAACGUCGAAAAGAUCUGCUAUCUCAUCCAUUGGUCAUGGCUUUUCUUCAUCUCAAAUGGGAGAAGAUAAGAAAGUUUUAUUUGAUGAGAAUCUUCCUUUAUGCUAUGACGGUGAUCUGUAUGACUACUUAUGUUCUAACGGCACUUGCAUACAAAUGUUACAAUCACGAUGAUUUUCCAAGCUCAAAAAUUUGCAACAGCAAAAGAAUUUCAGGCUUUCUAUUCAGAAGGCCAGUUAUCGAAAUUGAAUGGUAUCUCUGUCUCGUAUUAACCUGCGUCACAAUACCCAGAAAGAUAUUUGGUUUUAUGGUUUACAAAUCGGUGAAACAAUAUUUCUCGAACAUAGAUAAUGUCCUCGAUGGUAUAGUUAUAGUAAGCGUUUUCGUAACGUCAUUUGUUUACACAGGAAAGACAUACGAUUGGCAAAAUUAUGUCGGUGCAUUCGCCAUACUUUGCGCCUGGACAAAUCUUAUGCUGAUGGUUGGACAAUUGCCUGCUUUUGGAACUUACGUUGCCAUGUUCACACAUAUACAAUUUGAAUUUGCUAAACUUUUAUUGGCUUAUUCUGGAUUAUUGAUAGGAUUCACCAUUAGCUUUUGCGUUAUUUUCGUUGGUGAACCAGCCUUUGGUAAUCCUUUUACCGGACUUAUCAAGGUGUUAGCAAUGAUGGCUGGCGAAUUGGACUUUGAGGGUCUUAUUAAUCAAGCGGAUCAAGUUGCCGACGGUCCUUUCGUGAUUUAUCAUCCAUUAUCUGUCUGUUCACAAAUUCUCUUCACUCUCUUCAUCGUUUUUGUAACGGUGAUAUUAAUGAACUUAUUAGUUGGCAUCGCCGUACAUGAUAUUAAUGGUUUAAGAAAUCAUGCAGGACUUACCAAGCUGGUACGUCAAACUAAAUUAAUUCUUUUCACUGAAAUGGUACUGCAUAAUGCUUCCAUACCAUAUACCUUUCGAAAAUGGAUGACUGAUCAUAAAAUAGACGUUGAAAAUCGUAAACACGUCCUCGUUGUUAAACCAUUAAAUCCUUUGGAGAAACGAUUGCCUAAGGAUAUUUUAAAAGCUGCUUAUGAGAUUGCACAAAAGAACAUGCCAUAUAUCAAUGAUGACAAUAUUAGUCUUAGCGACCAUGUAACUUGGAUGAAGCAACAAAGUGAAGAAUCAUCCGAGUCUGGCUUGAGAUUGGCCGUCGAAGAAUUAUCAGCAAGAUUGAAUGCAAAUGAAGAAACAAUAAAGUCUCUUAAAACACAAUUGUUACAUAUGAAUGACAUAUUGGAGGAUAUUGUUAAUCGUUUGGCGAAGGACAAGAGUAUAUGAGUUGGGCAAAGUGAAAAUCUUCGUAUAAUCUGUAAUGAUGACGUUUCUUGCGAACAAGUAUUAUAACGGUUAGGUAUAAAUAUAAUAUUUCCAUUAAUUUUUACGAAUAUGGUUGAGAAAGUUGACAUCGAAGCCACUGUUGAAAAUGGAGGACCUACUGGACAAUCAGGCGCGAUAAGGUGGGGCAUUGCAUGGGGUCUCCGAAGUUUCGUUACUCCUGAGGU